UUGACAACAUAAGUGAAAGGUUAACAAAUAGGUAUUUAUUUUCAACAAAUGUUGAAAGAAAUUAUUAAAAACAAACAUGGUAAUAAACACAUAUAACGACAUAUAAACGUGUCGCUAAAAAAUUCUAAACAAGCUAUCAAAAUGGAAAGUGAUGAACAUAAAGACACACAAGAAGUAUCCAUCAAAAUAGAAGGCAAUGAAGUGAAAAUUGAAGAAAAUUGGGAGGAAUUUAAUGACAGUUUGAUUAAAAGUGAUGAAAUUAAUGUAAAAUGUGAAGAAAAUCCAGGGAACUGUGACUUUGCUGUAGAUAACACAAAUGUCGAAUCAAGUAAAUGGAACCACAUUCCUGUAGGAAAAAUAAAAGUUGAAUAUUCAAGCGUGUACAUAUGCCAAGAGACGCAAUUAUACAAAUGUGACCGUUGCGAUUACGUGACCAGUUACGAACAGAAUCUAAAGGGUCACCGUUGGUCCAAACACCGAGCGAAGGCCCCCGACCAGUCCUACAAAUGCGAUAAAUGCGAUUACAUAGCAAAAUACAAGUCAGCAUUCGCUAAUCACCAAUUAAAACACCGCGACCCAUCAGAAAUACCGAUGUACAAAUGUGACAAGUGCGACUAUGAGACGAAGUUCAAGAAGAUUCUGGCCCGCCACCACCGAAAGCACGAGGAAAAGGAAGUCCAACUGGUGUACAGUUGCGACGAAUGUGCGUACGAGACGACAGUGAAGAGCAGCCUCACGAAGCACCUGCUGAAACACAAGGCAAUGUCCGAGACACAAGUUUACACCUGCGACAAGUGCGAUUACAAGACUAAGUUCGCGGACUACAUGAGGCACCACCAAUUCGUACACAAAGAUCCCACGGAGAUCAAAAUGUACUCGUGCGAUAGGUGUGAUUACAAGAGUAAGUACAAGAGCGGCUUGAAACGGCACAUGCUGAAGUACGAAGAUCUUUCCAAACUGCAGAUGUACAAGUGCGAUAAAUGCGACUAUGAAUCCAUAUAUAAAAAUUGCCUGGCGUCGCACCAGUUAAAACACUUGGACCCCUCCCAGGUUCGAUUGUACAAAUGCGUUGAGUGUGGUUUCGAGACCAGAUAUAAAAACAGCCUUAAGACGCACGAACUAACCCACAAGGAUGUUUCGGAAGUGCACGUAUAUGCGUGUGACCAGUGUAAUUUCAAGACCAUCCAGAGAAGUAACCUUUUGCGCCAUCUGCGGAAACAUAAAAACUCUGCCCACCCAAAGUGAACAUUUUCCUGUAACAAAUAUUCUCCACUUAUAGUCCAGACGGUAUCUGUUUCAAAAAGUCCAUAUUUGGGUGAAUUGUAUAUCCAUGGAGAUUUUUGG
Anoplophora glabripennis (Asian longhorned beetle) is the source of this 1344-nucleotide messenger RNA. Its product is annotated as zinc finger protein 90-like. NCBI's taxonomy places the organism in Eukaryota, Metazoa, Arthropoda, Insecta, Coleoptera, Cerambycidae. The record is from RefSeq and is a predicted model, not a curated record. Bases 142 to 1245 code for a protein of 367 amino acids. Gene Ontology annotation, molecular function: RNA polymerase II transcription regulatory region sequence-specific DNA binding; DNA-binding transcription factor activity, RNA polymerase II-specific. Gene Ontology annotation, cellular component: nucleus. The transcript has 2 exons. Gene Ontology annotation, biological process: regulation of transcription by RNA polymerase II.